UUUUUUUUUUUUUGUUUCAAACUUUCGCGCGUUUUUUGCAAAGUUGAACGCAUGAGCACUCGGACUCUUGCGCGCGACACCGACGCACUCCCUGGUGACAAUGGGAACGCGCGUCAUGCACAGCGCGCAUUUGCUGCGGCGCAGAGCGAGCCUGCACGCGCUGGCGUUCAAGACGGAGCAAGUUGCGUGCGCCGCGGCGUUCAGCCAACAACUAGCGCUUUGCACGGCCCGAGCGCGCAUUCGCUGCACACGCCGCAGAGUGAAACUGGGCACACUGUCACUCGAGUGUCAUUGGGCGCUGCCGCUGCUGCCGAGGCCGCUGCAAUGCGGCGGGUGAGCGACACUGCCAGUUGCUCCCAGUGGAGAGAGGCGGAUCUCGGCACAAGCGCCCAGAUUGCUCCAGUCCACGACAAUCCCUCGUCAGCAGCAUCGACAACAUCAACAACUACAGCAACAACAACACUGUCGCGUGGAAGCUUCCAACCGCAGCAUCGGACUGGUGUCGACGCCGCUUCAGUUCAGACAACCAGUUGUUCCACUUCCACGUCGACCGCUGCUUCAUCUCACAGAGAAGAAUCUGCAGCCAGUCUGACUGCUGCAGGGGCGGCUGCUGGAACAGACGUCCCGGAAACUGAGAACGAUGCAUUCGAUGAACAUGAGCGCGUCAUUCUCGCCAUUUCGUGGCGCAGUGGCAUGCUGGGCGCUGCCUACUAUGAUACAAAUACAAUGCAGCUUCAUGUCAUCAGCGAUGUUCGCGAUGCGAACGAUUUGUCCGUUCUGGAGAUGGUGUUUAUGCAAGUCAGCCCGGAUGUAGUUGUCAUUUCAACAAAUCAGGACGAGGAUGUCGUCGUCCGGCUUCGAGGGCUGAUGGCAACUGGCGUGGCAGGCGAAGGCAAGCCCGCUUGCACUCUGGAAAAGUUACCGGCUGGUGAUUUCGCUCCAGACCUGUGCAAACGUCGUCUCAUCCACGCCCAUUGCGCGAUGGUUCCACCGUAUCUUCGAGAUGAAGAACGCGAGGUGUUUAUUCAAUCCGCAGUCCCGUUCGAGAAUGUACAAAUGAUUCGAGCAGCUGGCGCUCUGGUUCGAUUCAUCGAGCUGCACCGUGUAGGUGUGGAGCUCGAGGACGCCCACGUCCGCGUGCCGAUUACAACCAUUGAAAUGACCUGCCUGGACCGCAUGAUGGCGAUGGAUGACAACGCGCUCAGUUCGUUGCAAAUUUUCCAAAAAGAGUCACACCCGGUGACUGGCAAGUUGGGCAAAAAUGGAGGGAAGGAGGGUCUUUCUCUGUUCGGGCUUGCAAAUCGCACCCGCACUAGCCUUGGCUCGGCGAAGCUCCGUCUAUGGUUUCUCAGACCGCUGGCCGAUUUGUCCGAGAUCCGUGAGCGACACAGAACAAUUGCCUUUCUUCUCAACCCAGAGCACGCCGAUACUCUCAAGGUGCUGACAGACUGUGUGAGACAAAUCAAGAACAUGGUGCGCAUCAUUGGAUUUAUGCAACGAUCCCAUGCGAGCCCCAGUGACUGGAAAGUUCUCUUCAAGUCCAUGUAUCACGCUGUGCAGCUCCAAACCGCGCUGAAAGCUUUGAACUCGGAUCUGCGUAUCUUUUCGGAGUUUGCCAGCUGCUUUGGCCCCGAUAUUCCAGAAACCAUUGCGCUGAUCAACAAGAUUAUUGACUUUGACCAGUCCAUUGUACAGCAGCGCUUUGUCGUGAAGGCCGCCAUCGACAACACGCUUGAUGAGAUGAAGCGAAUGUACCAAGGCCUUCCUGAUCUUAUGACGAACGUCGCUCUUGCCGAAAUGGACGACAAUGCCGAAAUCGACGAAUGCAAUGUUGUCUACUUUCCGCAAAUUGGGUACCUUGUGGCCGUACCGCGUCGUCCUACCAUGCGAAUGGAGAAGGACUUUGCCAUUACUGGCUUUGAUUUUCAGUUUGUGACGCAACAUUCAAUCCACUACAAGAGCCCUAGAACGCGGGAAAUGGAUCAGGAGUUGGGUGAUAUUCAUGGUGAUAUCAUCGAUCGCGAAACGGAUAUCAUGUACGGGCUGCAGAAGGAAGUGCUCAAGCGCACGCGUUCCGUCGCGAAAAUAAUGGAUCUUGUUGCUACUUUGGACUGUUUUCUUGCUCUAGCUUCCUUUGCCCGAGAGUACAACUACACUCAGCCUGUCAUGAUGGAAGAGAACGUUCUUGACAUUACGGGUGGCAGACACCCUCUCCAGGAACUGUGCGUGGAUACGUUCAUUCCCAACGACACUGACUUGAGUGUUCAAAGCGGACCAGUCCACAUCGUCACUGGCCCGAACGCCAGCGGAAAAUCAAUCUACCUCAAGCAGAUUGCCAUGAUCCAAUUUUUGGCCCAGGUCGGAAGCUUCGUUCCUGCAGAGCGAGCCGUUCUCGGAUGCGUGGACCGCAUAUUCACGCGCAUUCAUACACGCGAAUCAGUGUCCGUGGCUCGAUCGACCUUCAUGAUCGAUCUCAACCAAGUCGUGCUUGCCCUGCGUUUUGCCACCGCACGCUCUUUGGUAGUGAUUGACGAGUUUGGCAAAGGCACCUCGGCGGCUGAUGGGCUCGCUUUGCUCAGCGCCGUCGUGUCGGAGCUCGUGUCGCGUGGCGCUGCCUGCCCCAAGACGGUGAUUUCUACGCACUUUCACAAACUUUGCAUGCCGGGCCUCUUGCCUCCUGCCGCCAUUUCGGCAGGACUACUGAAGUUUUUCUGCCUUGAAGUUCUGGAGACUGUGGCUCCGCGCGAUGCGUUGGUCUCACCUCGGAAUGUUAAUUCAGAGCACACCAACACAAUCGAUGCAGAUGCAGAUGUAGCUCGCAAGCGAGCUUGCCUGGGAGGUGGCAAUCAGCAUUCAACUUUGCACGGCAACACGAACGACCUCGUCUUCCUCUACCGCGUUGUUUCUGGCACCGCCCAAAGCUCUUUUGGUUGUCGCAUUGCUGGAUUGGCCGGAGUUCCUCUGGCAGGUACCACACAACUCGAAACGACGUCUGCAUUGCUUCGCCCGUUCACCCCCCCCCUGACAAUUGUUUGGUAUCGUUUUUUAUUGGUGCCAGUUGUUGCUCGAGGAAUGCAAGUGACCGAUCUCCAUGCUCGUGGAGAUCGUGUGCAUCGUCUGGGCGAGACAGAAAGCGACGUCACUCGCCGAGCAGCUCACCGAGAAAUUGUUUCUUGCUUUCUCCAGUGCGAUUUGGCUGGUGGCGAGUCCCUCUCUGCCUUGCUUGGAGAUGUUGCACGACUUGCAUUGUGAUUUUAGUUCCGUGUCUAUGACGAGAUUUUGGCGCCAUGUUAAUCACAAAAAAAAAAAAAAAAAAAAAAA
Messenger RNA from Capsaspora owczarzaki ATCC 30864, 3321 nucleotides. RefSeq names its product MSH5 protein. Gene Ontology annotation, molecular function: ATP binding; mismatched DNA binding; ATP-dependent DNA damage sensor activity. Gene Ontology annotation, biological process: chiasma assembly; mismatch repair. The transcript has 19 exons. Bases 52 to 3252 code for a protein of 1066 amino acids. Lineage: Eukaryota; Filasterea; Ministeriida; Capsasporidae. The record is from RefSeq and is a predicted model, not a curated record. Gene Ontology annotation, cellular component: nucleus.